AUGUUGGAGUUUCACGCCAUUCUGUUAGACUUUAGUACCAUUGAUUUGUCUUCCAAUAGUUUCUACGGAGAGAUUCCAAAUGCAAUUGGUGAUCGUAUCUCACUUCAUCAAAUUAACUUCUCCCACAAUGCCCUCAACGGAAGCAUCCCAAAAUCAGUUGGUCAACUGAAGAAUCUCGAAUCACUCGACCUCUCUGUGAACCAACUUACAGGCCGGAUCCCGGAGGAGCUUGGAGGGCUCACAUUCCUUUCGAAAUUGAAUCUCUCCUACAAUAAGUUUGUUGGAGCGAUCCCAAAAGGGCGGCAAAUUCAAACAUUCUCAGCUGAUUCAUUUGAAGGAAAUUUGGGGCUAUGCGGUUUCCCUCUAGACAUAAACUGCAGUAAUACCACCAGGAUAUGA
Salvia hispanica is the source of this 399-nucleotide messenger RNA. NCBI's taxonomy places the organism in Eukaryota, Viridiplantae, Streptophyta, Magnoliopsida, Lamiales, Lamiaceae. The record is from RefSeq and is a predicted model, not a curated record.